Molecule: messenger RNA, 502 nt
Organism: Durio zibethinus
Lineage: Eukaryota; Viridiplantae; Streptophyta; Magnoliopsida; Malvales; Malvaceae
Source: RefSeq, a predicted model, not a curated record
GUGAAAUUGACGCGUCAUGGAAGCUGAAGCCAGUUUCUCUGCAAUUGCUCCGCGGUGUUCGACGGAGAUAACUACCAGAUUUGGGCAUUACGUAUGGAGACAUACUUGGAAGCUUUAGAUCUUUGUGAAGCAGUGGAAGAAGACUAUGAAAUUCCUGCACUUCCAAACAAUCCCACCAUGGCACAAAUUAAAGCACAGAAAGAAAAGAAGACAAAGAAAUCAAAGGCAAAGGCCUGUUUGUUUACUGCAGUCUCAUCCAUCAUCUUCACUCGUAUCAUGUCUCUGAAGUCAGCAAAAGAGAUAUGGGAUUAUCUCAAGAAUGAAUAUGAAGGAGAUGAAAGAAUUAAAGGGAUGCAAGUCCUUAACUUGAUUAGGGAAUUUGAACUUCAAAGAAUUAAGGACUCUGAGACGAUUAAAGAUUAAUCCGAUAAGCUUCUGAGUAUCGCAAACAAAGUAAGGCCUAUUGGAUCUGAAUUUACUGACUCAAGAAUUGUAGAAAAAA